Molecule: messenger RNA, 2901 nt
Organism: Humulus lupulus (European hop)
Lineage: Eukaryota; Viridiplantae; Streptophyta; Magnoliopsida; Rosales; Cannabaceae
Product: pentatricopeptide repeat-containing protein At4g20770
Exons: 5
Coding region: 83-2407 (774 amino acids)
Biological process (GO): RNA modification
Molecular function (GO): RNA binding; protein binding
Source: RefSeq, a predicted model, not a curated record
AGAAUCACUAAACCCUCGUUUCGGUUAUUCAUUGCGGAAAUCAUUUCAAAUUGUAUUUCUCUAGUUUUUAUUACCUCCAUCAAUGGAAAGUACGAGCAUUCGUUUAGGUAAUCUCUUGCAGUUUUGCAUAGACAAGAAAACCCACAAGGCUGGAAAACUAAUUCAUGCCUAUAUAUUGCGCAAUGGAAUGAUCUUCAAUACUUUUCUCUCUAAUAGACUCAUUGAAUUGUAUUCGAAAUGCAGUAAUAUGGCUUAUGCUCACCAAAUGUUCGAUAAAAUUCCUAACAAAGAUGUGUUUUCUUGGAAUGCCAUUUUGGGUGCUCAUUGCAAAGCUGGAAAUAUGCAAGAAGCUCAUGCGUUGUUUGUGAGAAUGCCCGAGAGGAAUGUAGUUUCCUGGAAUAGUGUUAUUAGUGCUUUGGUCCGUAAUGGGUUGGAACAAAGAGCAUUGGAUGUUUAUGAUACCAUGAUUUUGGAAGGAUUUGUGCCUACCCGUUUCACAUUGGCAAGUGUUUUCAGUGCAUAUGGAGGAUUGUUAGAUGUUAAGCAUGGUCAAAGAUGUCAUGGCCUUGUUAUUAAGAUUGGUCUUGAGACCAAUGUGUAUGUGAGCAAUGCUUUGCUUUCCAUGUAUGCCAAGUGUGGGCUUAUCAGGGAUGCAGUUCAAGUUUUCGAUGACAUGAUUGAGCCUAAUGAGGUCACUUUUACAGCUUUGAUGAGUGGGUUAGCGCAGACAGAUCGAGUCUUGGAGGCACUGCAGUUGUUUAGACUGAUGUUAAGAAAAGGUAUCAAUUUAGAUUCCGUCUCUUUGUCAAGCAUGAUGGGUUUAUGUGCUAGAGGAGGAUUCAAAGAAUUUGAUAACUUUAAUCCGGAUGAUGGUUUAUGUAGUAUGAGUGGGAAACAAGUUCAUUGUCUAACUCUUAAACUUGGAUUUGAUGAGGAUCUUCAUUUGAAUAAUUCAUUGCUUGAUAUGUACACAAAGAAUGGAGAUAUGAGUGCCGCCGAGAAGGUUUUUGAUAGCUUGCCAGAAGUCAAUGUUGUUUCUUGGAAUGUUAUGAUAUCUGGCUAUGGCCAAAAUUUUCAAACUGGGAAAGCAAUAGAAUGCCUCCAAAGAAUGUGCCAGUUAGGUUUUGAACCAGAUGAGGUCACAUAUAUCAACAUGCUUGCUGCAUGUGUUAAGUCUGGAGAUGUAGAAACUGGGCGCCAAAUGUUUGAUAGUAUGUCAUUCCCUAGUGUGAUUUCAUGGAAUGCUAUGCUGUCUGGCUAUUUUCAAAAUGGUAACCACAAAGAGACAGUAAAGCUUUUUAGAGAAAUGCAGUUUCAAAAUGUGCAGCUGGAUAGAACAACUCUAGCCAUUACCUUAAGCUCAUGUGCAGGAAUGGGAUAUCUGGAAGGUGGAAAGCAAAUCCAUGUUGCUUCACUUAAGGCUGCAUUUCAUACUGACAUAUAUGUUGCAAGUGGACUUAUUGGUUUGUAUUCAAAGUGCGGGAAGACAGGAUUGGCAAAAAAUAUAUUCUAUAAAAUGCCCGUAUUGGAUAUUGUUUGUUGGAAUUCUAUGAUAGCAGGUUUUUCAUUAAAUUCUCUAGAUAAGGAAGCUUUCACAUAUUUUAGGCAGAUGAGGCAAGAUGAGAUGUUUCCUACCCAAUUUUCUUAUGCUACUGUGCUAAGUUGUUGUGCAAAGCUUUCUUCUCCAUUUCAAGGAAAACAAGUUCAUGCACUCAUUACAAAAGAUGGAUACAUAAAUGAUGUCUUUGUAGGGAGUUCUCUCAUUGAUAUGUACUGCAAAUGUGGUGACGUAGAUGGGGGUCAGCAACUCUUCAAUAUAAUGGCUACUAAAAAUACUGUUACUUGGAAUGAAAUGAUACAUGGGUAUGCACAAAAUGGUUAUGGAGAUGAGGCUGUUACUCUUUACAAGCAAAUGAUUACAUCAGGUGAGAGACCUGAUGGCAUAACCUUUAUUGCUGUUUUAACUGCUUGUAGCCAUUCAGGAUUGACUGAUGUAGGAAUUGAAAUAUUCAAUUCAAUGGAGCAAGAACACGGAGUGGAACCAAUUUUGGAUCAUUAUACUUGCAUAAUUGAUUCGUUGGGCCGUGCGGGUCGGUUUGAGGAAGUUGAAGAACUAAUAGACAGGAUGCCAUAUAAAGAUGAUACAGUCAUAUGGGAGGUUUUGCUUAGUUCAUGUAGGUAUCAUACUAACGUAACUUUAGCAAAAAAAGCAGCAUAUGAGCUUUUCCGCUUAGACCCGCAUAACGCUACCCCAUAUGUGCUUUUAGGCAAUAUCUAUUCUUCUUUAGGAAGAUGGGAUGAUGCUAGGGCUGUGAGGGAUCUGAUGAGUGAUAAUCAGGUUAUGAAGAAUCCAGGUUAUAGCUGGAUCGAAUAUAAAAGUCAAGAUGCUUGCACUCUUGGUGGAUGAUUAUAUUUUGAUAGUUGACAGUGAAGCUAUAGUUUGAUGCACAGAAAAAUCCUUCUGUGUUUGACUGUUUGUUACUAUUCAGAUUGGUGUAAUCCGGAACUGUUGAGAUGAUGUUAUCUUCCUCAUGGAUCCUUUAGACAUUUGAGGAGAUAUUUUUUAAGCGUCAAGCAUCAAUUGGAAGAUUUGGGCCACCUCAUAAGAGCGUAAAAAGGCCAAAGCUGUUCUGGGUCUCAGCUGGGGGCUCAACAUUUUGGCAUCAGUGUGAUUGGAAAGUUACAAGAGGGAUUAAACCCACCUUCAUGGAACAUGUCGGUUUUCCUUGGUACCCUUCUUCGACUUGUGAUCAAGACUGGCAUUUUUAUUUCUCUCACUGAGAAAAAAGUGAAUUGAAAACUUACCCUUUAUGUUUUCCUUGGCGGCGAAUCACAUAGUACUGAUUGGAAGAGAGGGGUUGAUCUAGCACUGGAACAAAAACAACAUCAUCGUAAUAGGUG